Molecule: messenger RNA, 1728 nt
Organism: Kluyveromyces marxianus DMKU3-1042
Lineage: Eukaryota; Fungi; Ascomycota; Saccharomycetes; Saccharomycetales; Saccharomycetaceae
Gene: PUT2
Product: 1-pyrroline-5-carboxylate dehydrogenase
Exons: 1
Coding region: 1-1728 (575 amino acids)
Cellular component (GO): mitochondrial matrix
Molecular function (GO): L-glutamate gamma-semialdehyde dehydrogenase (NAD+) activity
Source: RefSeq, a predicted model, not a curated record
AUGUUAUCACGUAUUGGGCUUUUGCGCUCUUCUAAGAGAUGUAUCGCACAAUUGUCACAUAUCCAACCUCCAAAGCACAUUGGCAAUGAACCGGUGAAAGCAUUUGGAAGCAAAGAUCUUGUUGAUUGGGACUUGUUGAGAGCUUCGCUUUCUAAAUUUAAGAACUCGUCGUUGGAUGUUCCUUUGGUUAUCAACGGUGAGAGGAUAUACUAUAACGAGGAUGGUGGGAAGAGGGGCAUUUCUCAGCAGCUAAACCCAGCCAAUCAUUCCGAGGUAUUGGCAAACGUGACACAAGCAACCAAUGCAGAUGUGCAAGCUGCCAUUAAAGCUUCCAAAGAAGCAAAGGAUAAGUGGUACAAAUUACCAUUCUACGAGCGUGCGUCAGUGUUUCUAAAGGCUGCAGAUCUUAUUUGUACCAAAUACCGUUACGAUAUGUUGGCUGCUACUAUGCUAGGCCAAGGUAAGAACGUUUACCAAGCAGAAAUUGAUUGUAUAACAGAAUUGGCGGACUUCUUCAGAUUCAAUGUUAAAUAUGCCAAUGAAUUGUAUGCGCAACAACCACUUGAAUCAUCGCCAGGUGUUUGGAACCGUGCCGAAUAUAGACCAUUAGAAGGUUUUGUUUAUGCUGUGACACCAUUUAACUUCACCGCAAUUGCAGGAAACUUAGUUGGUGCCCCAGCCCUAAUGGGUAAUACUGUUGUUUGGAAACCAUCCCAAAAUGCUUCUCUAUCUAACUACCUAUUGUUAACAGUAUUGGAAGAAGCUGGUUUGCCAAAAGGUGUUGUUAACUUUGUACCAGGUAAUCCAGUUGAGGUUACCAAGGAAGUUUUGGGUGAUCCUUCUUUUGCUGCCUUGCAUUUCACAGGUUCUACUGCAGUGUUCAAGAAACUUUACGGUGAUAUCCAAAACGGUGUCGUUAGCGGCUUGUACAAGGAUUACCCCCGCAUCGUUGGCGAAACUGGUGGUAAAAACUUUCAUCUAAUCCACCCAAGUGCUAACAUACCACAUUCCGUAUUGUCGACCUUGAGAGGUGCUUUCGAAUUCCAAGGACAAAAAUGUUCAGCUACUUCCAGACUUUACUUGCCAGAAAGCAAGAGUAAUGAGUUUUUAACGGAUCUCAUUGGUACUUUGAGUGAGAUCCAACCGGUCAAUACAUCUGCAUCCAAGAUCAAUGGCGGAAACCUUCAUGGGUUUGUUGGGCCGGUGAUCCAUGAACAAAGUUUCGAUAAACUGGCAAAGGUUAUUGAUGAUGCCAAGAAUGAUCCUGAAGUAGAGAUCAUUUACGGUGGUACUUACGACAAGUCUAAAGGUUAUUACAUUCAACCAACGGUAUUCAAAACCACAAACCCAAGACACCCAUAUUUAAGUCAAGAAUUCUUUGGACCAUUGUUGACAGUAUAUGAAUAUCCAGAUGCCAAAUUUGAAGAAGUUUGUGAAUUAAUUGAUACCACAAGUCAGUACGGGUUGACAGGUUCUAUCUUCGCUCGUGACCGUGAAGCUAUAGCAAUUGCAGAUGAAAAGCUAAAGUACAGUGCUGGUAACUUCUACAUCAACGAUAAAUCUACAGGCGCUGUUGUUGCACAACAAUGGUUCGGUGGUGCAAGAAUGAGCGGUACUAACGAUAAGGCCGGUUCUGGAAACAUUUUGAGCAGAUUCGUCAGUGUCAGAAACAUUAAAGAAAACUACUAUGAAUUGACGGACUAUAAGUACCCUUCGAAUUACGAGUAA